AUCGUUUUCAUUCCCAAUUUCGACUGCGCGUCUCAUCAUGAAAUAUCCUCCGCGAAGACAUCGCCAUAGGGCCCAUGUCUCUCGUGCGCAACCAUACACCACGACCCAGUAUCGGAUAGCCUGGAGGCUAUGCAGACCCAAUGUUUGGUCUCGUCACCGACAGCACCGACAGUUUGCGGGCCCACCCCAGUCGACUCUUCUGAGGCAAAGGACAGUUGCCCGGCUUGAUCCGCAGUCUCCAGCUUACCAGCCAGCAGGAGACGAAGGUCCCGGCUACCAAGAUGAAAGAGGCAACUAUGGUGAGGGUUUUGUCGGUAACUACGGUGACGACUUUGUCGGCGACUAUGGCGACGGUUUUGUCGGCGACUACGGCGAGGAGAAUGCGUGUCAGGAUCAUCCGGAGCUGGAGCAGCGCAUGAACCAGAUGAUUGAGAUUGCCAGGGUACAAAGCAAACAAAUUCAUGACAUAGACAAAACAACGAGGGAAUUGGUUCAGCAAAUGAGGGAAGUAGUACAACAGGUUUCGACAAUGCGCGAGGAAGCACGAGAACUGCCGAAUAAUUUAGUUGAGAACAUCUUGCUGCCCCUUUUUCAGACGGCCGAGACUCUAUUGCAAGGAGAACAAGACCAAGUGCGUCACUUCGUGCCGGGAGAACAUGCAACAAUGGACCCUAUCGAGAUGUCCAUUAAAGGCAGCGAACCUCGUUGCUAAAGACCAUAUGAGAGUCAGAUAUUAUGAUGGUGUGGCCAACAAAGGGUUUCUUCUCUUUUUUGCGCUUUUUGUUCAUGUAGUCUAGGAAUCGAUAUCGAUGUCUCGUGCCGUGUCGGUGGCACAUUCU
Fusarium vanettenii 77-13-4 is the source of this 839-nucleotide messenger RNA. RefSeq lists its product as uncharacterized. The transcript has 7 exons. The record is from RefSeq and is a predicted model, not a curated record. Bases 38 to 712 code for a protein of 224 amino acids. Lineage: Eukaryota; Fungi; Ascomycota; Sordariomycetes; Hypocreales; Nectriaceae.